AUGAGUACGGAGUUUCUGAGUUUUCUCUCCUGAUUUUCCUCCCCUCCCCUCUCUCUCUUUCUCGAUUGUGCCUAUUCUUUAACACCGUGGAAUAGGAAGGGUGGUUGGUGCUCACAUGAUUGGAAUCACACUUUUGGUGGUUUCAGGAGUGUGGGGGCUGCAUAGAUCUAGUGGCUAUAACUUUACAUAAGUCCAACCCCCCUUUUCAAGAAACAUUGAUUUUGCGUAGAUAACCGAAUAUGUGAAAUCUAAUCAGGCUUGAUACAAAAAAAAAAGCCUGCUAUAGCUGUGCUUCCCACACACGCGGGCUCACGGGCGGUACUCGCAACGCACGUUCCCUUUUUUGGGCCUUCACUGCGUUGUCGACGUUUUCUUACCAGCUUCUGCGGCUGCGUUCACCACCUGUAGGGACAGGUGCGUUCCUCACUCCCAAGACUACCUCCCAGCUGACGAGGUCGCUGAUCGAGAGUUCCAUCUUGCCGGACGUUCACAGCUGCUAGCAGCUCGUUAUGAAACCCUCGACGUGGCUCGCUUAGAGUAGCUCGGGGUAAGUGCUUCGAUACACCCAAGCUUGUUGCACGGUGUACUUUGCACUUGGAUCCCUGCAAAUUCUUUGUGGGGGCAUUUUGCUCCGGGCCCUUGUUGGGCAACGAGCUAAAUCGCAUAUCUCUCAGCAGACCCUUUGCCGUCCUUUGCACCAACCGCGCCCCAACUGUCUUUAUACAGUGUCUUGCCUUUGUCGCAAAGGUAUGCUGAGACGAUCAGUGGACUUGCUCCAUCAUCAGUUGCAGCCGACUGACAUCCAGAAGCUUGGGUCGCAAAGCUCCCAUUUGUCAUCCCGCCCACCAUCCCUGUGUAUCACCAAGAAGUUCGGCCCACUCUCUGCCGUUUAGAUCAAUCUCUUGCGGUUUUCCCCAGAAGGCUGGGUUUUCACCGCUUGAGGUAUUUGUUUAACAACUCCUACACCACCAAUGUUGUCCUUCGUCUUGCUGCAACUCGAACCACUAUUCCGCUACGACUCGCGCGAGUGGUCAGGAGAGUCGAAUUGGUAAGCGCACCUUUUUUCGGGAGCAAACGCACCAACUUGCGCGAAGAAUGCACCAUUUGUAGGUGA
Molecule: messenger RNA, 1114 nt
Organism: Microbotryum saponariae
Lineage: Eukaryota; Fungi; Basidiomycota; Microbotryomycetes; Microbotryales; Microbotryaceae
Source: the annotation of a GenBank genome assembly